AAUGUGGUGUCAUUGUUAUUAUCUCGAAACUUAUGUGAUGAAAUUAGAUUUCCUAAUUGGCCUAUUGUUGAACAUGUUGAGUUUUUGCAAUCAUUGCUAGUAAUGUGGAGAGAAGAGUUAACUCGAAGGCCAAUGGACCUUUAUGAAGAAGAAGCUUGCAAGAUACUAGAGAUUUCCAUUGAUGAAGUAUCCAGAGACGACGCCCCUAAGAAACCAAGUUUUGAGUCAGUUGAGGAGAUACCUAAUAUAUUAAAGCAGAUUGAGUAUAUUGAUGAGGAAAAGCUCAAGAGACAGUAUAGGAAACUUGCAAUGAAGUAUCAUCCAAACAAAAAUCCUGAAGGGAGGGAGAAGUUUCUAGCAGUGCAGAAAGCUUAUGAGUGCUUGCAGGUGACCAUGCAAGGAUUGCAAGGUCCCCAGACUUGGAGGUUGUUGCUUCUCUUAUUGAUGCCAUUCAAAUAUGCUGGAUAUCCUAUGCUCUUAAGUGCCAUUACAUGGACAAGGAUGAUAACAAUUUUCUUUCCUCUGAUCAGCACAUCUUCUAGUUGCAUCCUCGGAGCUUGUUUGGUUGAUGUGCGAGUCUUCACCAUUCAAUGGUGAAGAGCUUGUGAGAGAUGGUGGAAUACCUCUUCUUGCAACCCUCCUUUCCCGUUGCAUGUGUGUGGUCCAAC
Molecule: messenger RNA, 668 nt
Organism: Sesamum indicum (sesame)
Lineage: Eukaryota; Viridiplantae; Streptophyta; Magnoliopsida; Lamiales; Pedaliaceae
Source: RefSeq, a predicted model, not a curated record